AUGGCAGAGGUGGCUGUGUCCUCUGUGAUCAGCCAAUUGUAUCUAUUGCUCAACCAAGAGGCAAAUUUCUUGAAGGGAAUACAAGGAGAAAUUGAAUUUAUCAACGAUGAAUUGGAGAGCAUGCAAUCUUUCCUAAAGGAUGCAGAUGCAAGGGGGGAGAGUGAUGAUAGUGUGAAGACUUGGGUGAAACAAGUAAGAAAAGUGGCCCAUGACAUUGAAGAUGUCAUAGAUGAGUUCAUGAUCCUUUCUGCAAGUCGUCCUCAGCAUGGCAUGGUAGGCUUAAUCCGUAGAUUUGCUUUCUCGAUCAAGAAUUUGAUACCACGCCAUGUUAUAGCUAACGAGCUACAAAAUCUUAGGACUCGGGUGAUUGAAAUUAAUGGGAGGAGAGAACGAUAUCGUUUUGAUUCCUCCCGUCAAGUUCUAAAUCCAUCCAGCUCACAAGAUCUGCAAAUGGCCUCCCUCUACGCCGAGGAAGCAGAACUUGUGGGGAUAGAAAAGCCUAGAGACGAUUUACUAAGCUUGCUAAUGGAGGAAGAAUCAAGAAGAACAGUCAUUUCUGUGGUAGGAAUGGGAGGAUGUGGGAAGACAACUCUCACCAAGAAAGUUUAUGACAACUAUAAAGUGAUCUCAUGCUUCGAGUGCCGUGCUUGGGUCACUGUGUCUCAAUCACCCAUGAUUGAUGAGCUCUUAAGGAUGAUGAUAAAGCAAUUCCAUGAAUCAAUGAACAAACCCAAUUGCCUGCAAGUGGAGACAAUGGAAAGGAACCAACUGAUAGACCUUCUCAGGAAGUACUUGAAGGAAAAGAGGUAUGUUGUUGUUCUUGAUGAUGUUUGGAGCAUUGAUUUUUGGGUGUCCAUGAAAUAUUCUCUACCUGAUGACAACCAAGGUAGUAGAGUAAUAAUCACCACUCGCAACAGAACAGUUGCUUCUUCUUGCUUGGAUCCUUGUAAUCAUGUCUAUACUCUUCAACCUCUAGCUACAAAGGAGGCUUGGGAACUCUUCUGCAGGAGGACAUUCCAAUCUAACCCUAUUGGUUGCUGUCCUCCAGAGCUAGAGCAACUGUCUCUCAAAAUUGUGAACAAAUGUGGAGGAUUACCACUUGCCAUUGCUGCCAUGGGUGGUCUCUUGUCUACAAAAGAUAAGAUUGUAGCUGAAUGGACAAAGUUGAAUCAUAGUCUUGGUUAUGAGUUAGAAAACAACCCACUUCUUACAGGCAUACCAGAAGUCCUCUCAUUAAGUCUCCAUGAUUUGCCAUACAACCUUAAGGCUUGUUUCUUGUACUUUGGCCUUUUCCCAGAGGAUUAUUCCAUUGGCUGUAGAAGGUUGUUUCGACUAUGGGCAGCUGAAGGGUUUGUGAGUGGGGAAAAAGGCAAAACACCAUCACAGGUUGCAGAAGACUACCUCAGUGAGCUCAUUCACAGAAGCAUGAUUCAAAUAUCAUCAAUGUAUUCGGAUGGAAGAGUGAAAAGCUGUCGAGUCCAUGACCUCAUGCAUGACAUUAUCAUCUCAAAAUCAAAGGAUUGGAAUUUCAGUGAAAUUGUUGCAGAGCAAAAUUCAAAUCCUAGUAAAAGUGCUCGACGGCUAUCAUUCCACAACAACAAAUCAAAAGGAUUAAAGACCUUGAAUUUCUCCCAUCUUCGCUCUUUUCUUCUAUUUGGAGUACAUAAAGAUCUGCACUCAUUUACAAAGGCAUCCAUAUGGAAUUUGAAGCUCUUGAAGGUCUUAGAUUUAGAAGAUUCAUGCCUAGACAAGUUGCCUUACGAAUUGGGGAAUCUGUUACAUUUGAGGUAUUUAAACGUGAGGAAUACAAAUAUCAAGAGACUUCCAAACUCCAUUGGGAAACUACAAAACCUAGAGAUCUUGAAUGUUAAAGAUACUUAUGUACAUGAAUUGCCUAUUGGGAUCCUCAAGCUCCGAAAACUACAGCAGUUGCUAGGAUAUACUUUGAAGAGCUUCAAUGGCACCAGUUUGAGUCCUUUACAAGGAUUGAAGGCAUCAGAUGGAAUUGGAUCUUUAGAAAACCUACAAAAGCUGGCUUUUAUAGAGGCAAACCAUGGGACUAAAAUAGUUCAAGGCUUAAGAGGUUUGAGGCAAUUGAGGAGGUUGGGCAUCACAAAAUUGAGAAGUGAAGAUAGUGGGGAUCUUUGCAACUCCCUUGAAGAGAUGGAAUACCUCAAAUCAUUGAGCUUAAAGGCAAUGGAUGAUAAACAGUUCAUUGAUUUGCAGACAGUGUUGUCUCCACCGUGCUGUCUACAACGUCUUUAUUUGGAUGGACCAUUAAAGAAGUUGCCAGAUUGGAUUAUAUCACAUCAAAAUCUGGUAAGAAUACGUCUUGCAUGGUCAAGAUUAAGGGAUGACCCACUGCAGGUCCUCCAAACCUUACCUAGUUUGGUUGAUCUUGCCCUUCAUGAAGCAUAUGACGGAGACCAUUUGCAUCUCAAGGCAAGUCAGUUUAAGAAACUCAAAAUACUGAGGCUUCUUCGCUUAGGUGGGUUGAAACAUGUGAUAAUCGGUGAUGGCGCUGCACCUAGCCUAGAAAGGUUGACAAUCGUGUACUGUCGACUAUUGGAGGAGAUUCCUUUGGGUAUACAAAACCUCAAGAUACUCACCACUCUAGAAAUUCUUGGAGUUUCCACAGAGUUGGACAUGAAACUCAAAGCUGGAACAGAUUAUUGGAAAGUUAAGCAUAUACCAAACAUCCGUUGCUGGUAG
Macadamia integrifolia is the source of this 2712-nucleotide messenger RNA. Its product is annotated as disease resistance protein RPM1-like. Gene Ontology annotation, molecular function: ADP binding. The record is from RefSeq and is a predicted model, not a curated record. NCBI's taxonomy places the organism in Eukaryota, Viridiplantae, Streptophyta, Magnoliopsida, Proteales, Proteaceae. The coding region runs from base 1 to 2712 and encodes 903 amino acids. Gene Ontology annotation, biological process: defense response to other organism. The transcript has a single exon.